AUGAAGGCCAAGUGCAGCAACAGACCAUCCAUAGGUAGCGCGGAGGAAAGUAAAAAUGAAGAAAUGGACAGGGAGUAUUACAAUUGUAUAAAAAAUUGCGCCAAUGAUUUGCAGAAUUUGUCUUUAAAUUUUUUCCCCUCCAUAAAUACGUACACUUGCAUCCCCAAAAUAAAUGCUAUCAAUUCGAUAACGUUUCACCCGUGCAUUUCGAGCCAAGAUUAUUUUAACAACACGUACUCCUUCAAGCCCUUGUUCACGCACCACUUCUUUAGUGACAGCGAGCAGGUCAUCGGGUUCGAUAGUCUCAAAAUUGAUUUCUAUUACACAUGUGAUAGCUACGAAGUGUUUAUGAAAAUAAGCGGAUCCAUAUGUGAUCAAUAUGAAAAUUCAAACUACAUCAUGUUGAUGUUGUUGCAGAGCUUGUACAUUACGACCCCGUACCCAGGUGGGUUCAUCGAAACGGAGGAGGAGUUUCUAAAAAUUCUUCGAAGAAAUGAACAGGGUAGAGGGGAGGUGAAAAAUGAACAAGGUACAGGUGAGGGCAAACAAAGUGAUGAACUACUAACUCAGGACAAAAUUUACAAACCACCCGGGUUUAUCAUUUAUGAAAAAAAACUCAGUGAUGAUAUUUAUUUGCAAAUAAGGAAAUGUGGAUUCUCUUCAGAUUAUUUUAAAUUAAAAAACGCCAACGACAUGGAUGAGGAGGAGGACCAGCAGGACGACGAUGAUGAAGACGAUGAAGACGAUGAUGAUUUUGAGGAGGACGAUCAUGAAGAGGGGGAGGGACAAGAUGGGGGAGGGGUCUAUCACAACGGAUUUGCAAAUAUUAUUCAAAAUGGAAAUACCAACUUUGUGAAAAAUGAAAUAACCCCCUCUAAGGGUCAACCCUGUACCCCUUCCAAAAGUGACAAAAAUGGUAAACACAAAAAGGGGAGCCAAGUUAAGGACACGAAGAGUGAGAAUAAGGCGAGUACCAAAGGAGGAGAAAUUAACAACACGCCCGUAAAUCAACAUGAUAAGGACCAUGUGAAGAAGGGAGGAUUUCUAAAUGAGUCAUGUGAAGCAGACAGGAAUGGUGUCGACAGGAAUGGUGACGACAGGAAUGAAGGUGCUACGCCAAAACACAAUAUUAAUGAUUCUAAUUGUGAGAGUAGCACCAUGUCCAUCGAAUUCAACAAGGACAAUAUAAAAAAGGGAAAGGAGGAUCAUCCCCCCAAAAGUGAAAGUGACGACGCCGCUUGUGAUAAUGAUAACUCCCUUGUUGAAUCGAAGAAGGCAAAGAAGAACCUCACGAAAUAUGUUACAGAGAGGGACAUGUCUAAGCUUUACCGCCACUACUUGCGCGUCGUCAGGGCCAAGAGGAGAAGCAGCAGUGUCAUCGCCAAGGGUGACAUGUUGAAGGAGAAAUGUUCCGGUAGGAAAGAGUUGGAGAAGCAAAACGGUUCUGUAGGGUCUGCACCGGGAAGCGUUGCUGUGUCAGCUUCUGUACAUGCUUCUGUACAUGCUGCUGGGUCGUGGCGGCAGGAGGGGGGCUCCCCGAGCAAACCAGGUGCAGCCGCCGACGUGGAUCCGGUGAACGAGUCGGCAGCGGCUGUCCACUCCACUUCUCCAAGGAAGGGAAGUUUAGUGAAGAAAGAAAUUUCGCCCAAGCAGCGAACGACGCCAAGUAAGGGUGCUUCUGCAAAGAAGUCGGUGGAGUCUCCGCUACCGCCUCGGAUGGACCAGAACCCACCUCAUGAGGCAGAAACGAACAGACGGAAGAAAAAAAAACCUGCUGAACAAGUCCUUGGGGAAAAGUACGAUUACACAGUGAAGAAAAACUUUGAGUUACUCCAUAGAAAAGUGGAGUGGUUCUACCACUGGUUCAUCGAAAGCGCCUCUAACAUUGAAUAUGAUUAUCGGUGGAGCGUCAUCCUGCCUUACAUAGUGUUUAAGCAUGAUGAGCAGGAGAACAAAUUUGCGCAAAAUAAGUUCAUUGAAAAUUUAAACGUUGAGCUACUGAAGAACCGAACCUCUAAUGUUAACAUACGUCCUAGUAUAAAGUUGGAGUCGUUGUCUGUUCCAUGUGUUGCAGUGAAGAAGGAGGAAGAGUCGUCUCUGCCCAAUGGGCAGGAUGUAGAGAUUGGGAUGAAGAAGAACCUCAAGCGAGGAGCAUCAGAUGAAGCAAGCGCAAGGAAGGAACAGGGUGAAGUUGUUAAGAAAAGGAAGAAAGGGGAUGGGGCAGAAGCCGAGCAGCACGAAGUAAUGGUGAAGAAGGAAAGCGAGGAGAACAAAAUGAAAGGGGGAAAAAAAAACGUAAAGGAUAACAUUAAGGAAGAAGGAGAUAAAAUUCAACCGAAUUGCAAAGAUGAACAAAUGGAAUCCAUGUUUGACCCAAGCGAGUAUAUCCUCACCAGCGAGAUUGUCAUUAAAGCGAUUGAAAACACACUGAAGGAUGUUCGAAGUAAGGAAGAAGAGGAGUAUUACGCAUUCCACAAGAAUUACGAGGUCGUUUAUUUGUACUCCGAUUUGGAGAAGAGCGGGGGGGAAGCGACCAAAGGGGUAGUAGAAAAUGUGCAAGCAGUGACUGAUGUAAAGGGAGAAAAGAAGACAAAAGGGAGAAAGGAAAUACCCCUGAAGGAGGGAGAAAUUGUGAAAGGCGUUACAAAUGAGCCAGACAGACAAAAUAAAAAAAAAACAAGUAAAAAUGAGAAUGCAAGUGCGAAUGAAAAUAUGAAUAAAAAUGCGAAUGAAAAACAGAGCCUAUACUAUUUUUACCUGUUCGGUUUGGCCACCACCUACACCUUUUUCACAUUCCAAUUUGACCGAAACAGAAUUUCUCAGUUUUUAAUUUUUCCGCCCAUGCAAAGCAAAGGAUUAGGGAUGAAGGUGCUGGAAAAAAUUUACCACUUGUCAAUUGUGAAUUCAAAUGUUAAAGAAAUUACCGUGGAGGAUCCAGCCGUUUCAUUCACCCAGUUAAGGGAUAUCAUCACCAUUAAGAUGUGUAUCGAUUUGAGGAUUCUCAACCCCACCAUCCUGUACCCAAGUGAUUAUUUAAAAGAAAAAAAUAUUGAAAAGGAGUAUGUUGAAUUGGAUAAAAAAAAAUUUAUGAAGGUAUGCAAAGAGACACAUAAACAGAUUACUCGUAUGGUUGAAACGUUGAUGUUAGCCGGUGUGUUGCCCCACCCUGCCCCGUGCUACACUGAUGUUGGAGAAGAUAAAAGCUCGAGCGUUAGGAAAAAGGAAAAGAAAAAUGAAAGCCCCGUGGCCCUCAAUUCGAUGGAGCAUUUCGAGUCCUCCGAUCUGUGCAAAGAUGUGCGAAUCAAGAUUAAGAAAAGAAUUAAAAAUGACUACAUUGGAAAUUUAAUUAAUAAAAAUAUGAACUGCAUGGCCAGCGACGUCUUCCAGGACUACGUGAAGGAGGAGCUUUACAAGCUUUGGAGAAAGCAGUGCAGGGUCUACUACAGGUGA
Molecule: messenger RNA, 3450 nt
Organism: Plasmodium fragile
Lineage: Eukaryota; Apicomplexa; Aconoidasida; Haemosporida; Plasmodiidae
Exons: 3
Coding region: 1-3450 (1149 amino acids)
Biological process (GO): subtelomeric heterochromatin formation
Cellular component (GO): nucleus
Molecular function (GO): histone H4 acetyltransferase activity
Source: RefSeq, a predicted model, not a curated record